Messenger RNA from Periophthalmus magnuspinnatus, 7259 nucleotides. RefSeq names its product kinesin family member 1C (gene kif1ca). The transcript has 28 exons. Gene Ontology annotation, biological process: microtubule-based movement. Gene Ontology annotation, molecular function: ATP binding; microtubule motor activity; microtubule binding. Lineage: Eukaryota; Metazoa; Chordata; Actinopteri; Gobiiformes; Gobiidae. Bases 625 to 4395 code for a protein of 1256 amino acids. The record is from RefSeq and is a predicted model, not a curated record.
GCACACGCACGCACACAUCCCCGUCUCCCCCGUCGGCUCCUCCGCGGUGCGUCCCCGGCUCCUCUCCGCACACUCGCCCCGCUCUCGGCUUUCUGCCCCCGGUCAAACUGCCCCACACCUCUCCCCCGGACCCCUGCCCUCCACGGACCCGUCAGCUCCGACCCGGAUUGGACCAGUUUACCCCCGAAACCAGCGCAGGAAGCCGGCCUCAAACUUUGGCACGCACCGCCCUUGUCCCUUUUCCACGCGCGCUGACGCCACCCUUUCUGUCCCUCUUCACGUCACGCGGGUUUACUCCACUCUUUCCACUUCGGGGGGGCUGUUUUUCGGACUUUUCUCCUCGUGCCCAACUUUUUUCCCUGGACCUCGCUCGUGCGCCAUCGCGUGCGCCUGACCGGAAGCGGGUCUCUGGCACGCGCACUGACCCGGUGCUGCGGUCGGGUCCGGGAGGAGUGGAGUUUCGUUUGUUUUGGUGGAUCUUCGUGGGUCUUUCGGGGUUGUCUCUUCACUUUUGUCCACUUUUGGAUCUGGACAGGUUUUACGCACGGGCCAUGGCGCGGGGCGUGUGACGGGGCCGCGCGCGCACCAGUGUCUCCGGUGUGAGGUGGAGUGGGCGGGGCAGCGAUGGCGGGGUCCUCGGUGAAGGUGGCCGUGAGAGUGCGUCCGUUCAACGCCCGAGAAAUUGCACGAAACGCCAAAUGUGUCAUCCAGAUGCAAGGGACCUCCACAUGCAUCUCAAACCCGAAACAAAACAAAGAUGGAGCCAAGACCUUCACGUUUGAUUAUUCCUACUGGUCCCACACGACGGACGAGGACCCCGCUUUUUCCACUCAAAGAAAAGUGUAUAAAGACAUCGGUGAGGAGAUGCUGCUCCAUGCGUUUGAAGGUUACAAUGUGUGUAUUUUUGCGUAUGGCCAGACGGGGGCAGGCAAGAGCUACACCAUGAUGGGCAAACAGGAGGCGGGGCAGGAGGGCAUCAUCCCACAGCUCUGUGAAGAACUGUUCCAGAAAACAGGAGACAACCAAGACCCAGACCUGCAGUAUUCUGUCGAGGUGUCGUACAUGGAGAUUUACUGUGAGCGUGUGAGGGACCUGUUGAACCCGAUGUCUCAGGGCACUCUGAAGGUCCGGGAGCACCCCAUCCUGGGUCCGUACGUCCAGGACCUGUCCAAGCUCGCCGUGACCGGAUUCUGCGACAUCCAGGACCUCAUGGACGCGGGGAACAAAGCCAGAACUGUAGCUGCCACCAACAUGAACGAGACCUCGUCCAGAUCUCACGCCGUUUUCACCAUCGUCUUCACCCAGAGACGCAGAGACCAGCUGACCGGCCUCGACACUGAGAAGGUGAGUAAGAUCAGUCUUGUGGAUUUGGCUGGAAGUGAACGAGCUGAUUCUUCAGGAGCAAAAGGCACGAGGCUGAAGGAAGGAGCCAAUAUCAACAAGUCCCUGACGACGCUGGGCAAAGUCAUCUCCGCUCUGGCUGAAAUGCAAGGCACAAAGAAAAGGAAAAGCGACUUCAUUCCCUACAGAGACUCAGUCCUAACCUGGCUCCUCAAAGAAAACCUCGGAGGAAAUUCUCGGACGGCGAUGAUCGCAGCUUUGAGUCCGGCCGACAUCAACUACGAGGAGACGCUCAGCACACUCAGAUACGCCGACCGGGCCAAGCAGAUCCGCUGUAACGCCAUCAUCAACGAAGACCCCAACGCCAAACUGAUCCGAGACCUGAAGAGCGAAGUGGAAAGACUGAGGAGCCUCCUGUGCUCCCAAGGACUACACGAACUACUGCAGCAAGGAAACGAGAGUGUGGCUAAUGCUAACACUGAAGAGCACACGGCCAAUGGCAUCGAAGGAAAUCAAAGCCCCGCCUCCCCAGGCGGUAAUGCGUCUAGCGGCAACACGUCUGUUAACUCCGACAUCUUAUUGGACGACGAUGCAGAGGGGGAGGGGUCUGAGCCAAUCAGCAAAGAGGAGGCGGCCGAGAGACUCCUGGAGACAGAGAAGAUCAUCGCAGAGCUGAAUGAGACGUGGGAGGAGAAACUGAGGAAAACCGAGUCUAUACGAUUAGAACGGGAGGCGCUGUUGGCCGAGAUGGGUGUGUCCAUAAAAGAAGACGGAGGAACUUUGGGCGUGUUCUCCCCAAAAGGAACGCCUCACCUGGUCAAUCUGAACGAAGACCCGCUCAUGUCCGAAUGUCUCAUCUACUACAUCAAAGAGGGCGUGACCAGAGUUGGACAGCAGGACGUGGACAUCAAACUUUCGGGACAUUUUAUCAAAGAAAUCCACUGUGUUUUUGUGAGUGAGACCAACGACAACGGAGAAGUGGUGGUGACUCUGGAGCCUCUGGUCGGAGCUGAGACGUACGUGAACGGGAAACUCAUCACUGAAGGAGUGGAGCUCAAACAGGGAAACCGUAUCGUGAUGGGGAAGAACCACGUGUUUCGGUUUAACCACCCGGAGCAGGCUCGUCUGGACCGGGAGCGCCGCAGUGCCGCUCUCCAACAGAAGGAGGCGCCGGAGGGGCAGAGGGAGGGCAGUCCAGACCUGCAGAUGGAGCCCGAGGACUGGACCUACGCCCAGAGAGAACUGCUGGAGAAGCAAGGGGUGGACCUCAAACUGGACAUGGAGAAGAGGCUGCAGGACAUGGAGAGUCAGUAUCGCAAAGAGAAAGAAGAGGCCGAUCUGUUGUUAGAGCAGCACCGCCUGUACGCAGACAGCGACAGCGGAGACGACUCGGACAAACGCUCGUGUGAGGAAAGCUGGAGGCUCAUUUCAUCUUUGAGAGAAAAACUUCCUGCCAACAAGGUGCAGACGAUCGUGAAGCGCUGUGGACUCCCGAGCAGCGGAAAACGCAGAGAGCCGCUCAGAGUUUAUCAGAUUCCCCAAAGACGGAGAAUCGGAAAGGAUCCUAAACGCCUCACUGUGGAAGACCUCCGCAUGCAGGCCGUCAAAGAGAUCUGCUACGAGGUUGCGUUGGGAGACUUCCGUCACUCUCGUCAGGAGAUCGAGGCUCUGUCCAUAGUGAAGAUGAAGGAGCUGUUCCGGAUGUACGGGAAGAAGGACCAGCCGGAGGGGCAGAGCUGGCGCGCCGUGGCCCAGGACGUGUGCGACACCGUGGGCAUCGGAGAGGAGCGCGGCCCCUCGACCGAAGACGGCUCUGGAGCUCCCGGAGAACCGGAGCAACAGGCCAAUCCCAGCGGACUGCAAGGCCUCAAGGCUCAUAUCGACAAACUCACGGAUAUACUGGAGGAGGUGAAGCUGCAGAACAACAUGAAGGAUGAAGAAAUCAAAGCUCUGAGAGACAGAAUGGUCAAAAUGGAGUCCAUCAUCCCCGUGCAGGAUGAAGAAAUGAACGGGGAAGAGGGCGGAGUCUGUCAGUCUGAAGACGGACUGACGGACGAAUCGAGCGGCGUCGUGCCCGAGGCUCGAGUGCAGCGCCUGAUGGAGGAGGACCCCGCCUUCAGGAGAGGGCGCCUCCGCUGGCUCAAACAGGAACAGCAGCGAAUCCAGAAUCUGCAGCAACAAAACAUCACCAAGAAACUGAGAGGACAACCGCAGAGUCAAGCUCCCAACGCUCCCACAGUCCCGGUCCACCUCCCCGGCACUGGACGCUUCAUCCCGCCCCAGGAAUGCAAACUCAAAUUCCCCUUUAAGAGUAACCCCGCCCACCGCCUCUCCUGGGGUCCCGCCACCGCCGCGCUGCAAGCUCUGGGGUUAGCCGACGUUAGCAUCGAACCGCUAAAAGACGAAACCAAAUCGCAGCUGAAUCCCGAAGUUCCUCCUUUUAACAGCAUGGCCGCCGCUCCGACCAAUCCGGCGCCGGCUUUGCUCCCGCUUCCCUUCCAAAUCCCGCCCCCUCCCAGAAUGAGAUCGCCGAGUCCGCAACGCAACUGGCAACAACGGAAUCCGCAACAGCAGGGGGCGUACCAACAGAACUACAACAACAAUCAGAAAAGAUACAGACGGAAUUCGUUGGAUAAUCCUCGAAACUACGACAACGGCGAGCAGCAACAAAAUGGCGGACAGUAUCAAGGAAGGCCUAGACAGCGAAGGGGCGUGUCUCCAAAUCCAGGGGGCGGGCCCAGAGGUGGCGGCGGAGGAGGCGGAGGAGGAGGAGGACACGUAAACAACAACGAUAGACGCGAUUUUCAAUUUAACCAAAAUCGGUAUCACCAGCAUUACCCUCACCCGUACUACAACCCCCACAAUGCACCAUUCCAGCCUUUUCCAAAUUACAACAGCCUGCCGCGAAAUGGAGGUCAGAAUCAAAAUGGCGGCGGCGGCGGAGGAGGAGGAGGAGGAGGAGGAUGGGGCUUCCAGACUCCGCCCAGAAUGAGGCGUCAGUUUAGCGCGCCGGAUCUCCAAAAAGACACUACGAACAAGGAGGCGAGCAUGUGACCAUAACGGAGGAUUGUGAUUGGUUCAUUCAGAGGCUGUGGAGAAAAAGGCUGUGUGGAUUUCAGCACUUUUUAUGUUUUUUUUUUUUCUUUUUCUGUUUUUUUUUACACGUCCGUAACCUCAGUCCUGCUGUUAGCGAGCGAGUCUACGUGUGAUCUGAAAGGCUGUGCGAUGACGACGUAACUCCAAGAAAGAUUUGAGAGGAUUUGAAUUCAGAAUAUUAAUCUUGAUUUGAGGAUUUGUGACUUUUUAGGACAUUUUAUUACGUUUUUUUUUCUUUUCUUAGCAUUAUAUCCUGUGUUCGUGUUGCCAUUUAUAAGCUUCACAAGCUUCUUAACGCGCUACACUGGUUUUAAGCUAAUUUUAAGCUAGUUUUAAGCUAGUUUUAGUUGUUUUUCACCAUUAGCUCUUCUCAGUGUUUCCAGAUCAUGAGCUUUUUCCAGGUAAAACGUCGUGAAUUUCAGUGGCCGACCCAAAACCUUUCAUGAUUCAUACACAGGAACGUUUGGUGAAGUGUGAAGUGUGUUGCUCAAGGACACAACAAACCCCUGACUGACUGUCCAAACAUAUGUGCAGUUUUAUUUCUUCUUUCCGUAAUUAAAUCUACUUAAAUCAAGGUUAAUAUUUAGAAAUAAAAUACUGAUAGUGACACUUUAUAAUAACGGCGCCGUAAUUAGUUUCAAUAAAUGUUGCAUACUUUACAUCAGGAGUCUCAAACUCGCGGCGCGGGGACCAAUUGCGGCGCACGAGAUGAUAUUUUGUGGGCCGCGGGACACUAUGAAAGUUUAAUGUUAGUGUGGCUUUACCGUGUUGCGUGUUGAAGGUUACGCCAAAUCGGUAAACGCCAAAUACGUGUCACUCGCGCUGCGUACUCCCGUCACAAAAGAUUCAACGAUUAACGAUGACGAUGACGUUUGAGGAGAUUUUAACAACGUUUUUUUUGUGGAAUACUUGAUUGCGGUGACAUAACGGCGAUUAUCUUUGUCGGCGAUUGUCACGAUUGUAUAAAAAUUGACACCAACGAUUAUUGUCAACCGUUGAUGUUCACGCCGAGUGCGGGAUUCGAACCGCCAACCUUCACUCGAAUCAGAAGCGACGCCGUUUUUUCACGAUGAAUUCGGUCUUCGUUUGUUACGUCUCUUUCACGUGUCGUUAUUGUAAAGUGUCACGUGUCGACGGGUGCCCUAAACUCAAUCUAUGACCUCUUUUAGCACUAAGUAGCGUACGUAACCUCUACAGCGCUGUGUGGCUUAGUGGUAGAGUUGGAGCGCAUAUGCAGGCCUGAACGCGCUCUGAACCAGACACAGCUGCUGUUCAAUGUCUUGACGUUUUUUUUUUAUUUUGUCAGUUGUUUUACUUUGGUUCUAAGGAUCUUUAGUGCUGACAAAUGGGUGCUUUUUAGCCACGGCAUUAGCAUUAGCAUUAGCAUUAGCUUACCAUGCCAGAUUUGCAACGCUACAUUUGUUAUUUUUACUAUUUUAAGUGUCAUUUAUAUUCGGGUGUUUUGUUUAACUGAAGGACUUUGGCUUUUUGAAGUCGUACGUUUAUGUGUUAGUGGGCGAUGCUAACGAGCUAACGAGCUAACUAGCGAAGAAGCUUAUGGUCAUUUUAAACUGACAGAAACGCGUAAAAUGGAGUUACUGAAGCAUGUGACUGUGACAGAGUUACGUAAUCCUCUCGGGAAGAAGGUUGUGGGUUAGAUUCUGGUUCGGAAAGUUGGAAGUGAAACGUCAACUUGAACGCUACGAAACCAAAGACGCUGCUGUACAAAAAAAUGAAAGCGGAGUUUUAUAAACGUUUGAAUGCGUUGUGUGUAUAUUUGAUGUGUAUUUACGUAAUUUUAUGAAGGAAGAGGAGAUGCCGGCUUUUUAAAACGGCGGAAUUUUGAUGGAUUUAGACAAAAAAAAGUCGGGGCCGUUUUAGCAAAGGAUUUUGGGUAAUGUAGUCAGACGGAGAAAAGUGAAGGUAGAUGAAAUACAGUUUAUGACACUACGAAAACAAAAUGGCGCCGUAAGUACUGUGCGAGACGCUCUUUAAACGGGAUUUUUAUUGGAUUUGUAGUUUUUAGAAAGAAGAAAAACUACAAAAAUGGAAGCUCAGAAAUGGUCAAGUCAUGUGACACUGACGUAAACUCAAGAGACUAAGUUAAGUUUACAAAGUGGAUUUUCAAAAUGUAUUCUACAAUAAACGGGAAUACACGUUUUUUUUUUUAGUUUUUUUUUUUUUUUUUUCCAAUAACUUUAUGCUCUAGUUCUAAUAGAAGUGAGUUUAAACACACAAAACGCGUGGAAGAGGGUGGAAGGGCAUCUGACAUACAGGAAUAUAUUACUUUUAUACAACUCAGACGUGUUUUGAGAGACUUGUUUUGGGAGAAUGUGAUUGGCUGACGGCGGCUGCUCUCGGCCAAUCGCGGGACAAUCUCUGAACGUGAACCCGCCCCUUUUGUUUUCAUUUGUUUUAUUGAAUUGUUUUGUUAUUUUUUUGUUUGUCUUUUAUUAUUAAUAUUUUUUAAACUUCCAGCUCUAUGUCUGAUUGGCUGAUUCAUAUAUAAGUGGGCGGACUUCCUGUUUUGUUUGGCUUUAGCGUUAACCACAUUUUUUUGCUGUAAAGUUGCCUUGAAACUUGGCGACGCAUCACUACUUUUACCUUUCAUAAUUUAAUUUUUUUUUCGUUUUAUUUUUCCUGCUGCUAAAAUAAUUGUGUUCUGUUUAUCACGUUUCUUUUUUUUUCUUUUUUUCCCCCCUUUUCUUCUGUUUUAUUAUAACUUUCUGUGCCGUUUUCCGGUGGUGUGACAGGUGACUUUGUGAUGUCGCUGUUUUGUGGAUUCAGAAAGAGGCAGAAUGCAAUAAACUCUGACAAACCUG